AUGGGCAAGAUAGAGGUGACGGUGUGUGCGGCACGAAAGCUGCACGAUUGCCAGCUGAUUGGCCUGCCAGACCCCUUUGUGCGGCUCGUCAUGGGCGACAAGCGGUACAAGACGCAGGUGGUGAAGAACAGCCUCAACCCAGCGUGGGAUGAGACGUUUCGCUUUCACAUCCCGGACGAAAUGAGCACGCAGCUUCGGCUGGAGGUAUGGAACAAGUGCACGUACAGCGAUGACCUCAUGGGCUACUACGCGUUAUCCCUCGGUGGUCUGACAAAGGGCAUUGUGAAGGACCAGUGGUACAUACUAGAGAAGUCCAAGACGCAGGCAGAGCUGCACGUGCGCUUGUUGGCAGUGGACUUUGGUGCGCUUCCCAAGCAAGAGGAGCUGUGGAUGGUGACAACGGACAUCAACCGCGACCCGGUAAAGCGCGCCAUGGAGGACGGCACCUGGCGUCCGGGGCAGAAGACCGCCCCGCAGCAGCAACCACAGAGCCUGGGAGUUCAAUGCGUCGCUGCCCCGCCACAGCAAGCUCCGUGCGUCCCCCCACUGCUGGUACAGUACGUGCCCGCGCCGCAAGCUCAGUAUACUCCGCAGCCGCAGCUAAUGCAAUACGUCCCGCAGCAACCGCCUCAGGGCUACUAUCAGCCGCGCCCGCCUCUGCCGCAGCCCAGCUACUACCCGCCUGGCCCCCCGCCACCGCUGCAGUCUGGCUACUACCAGCAACCGCCAGUGCCGAUCCAGCAGGUGUACUACACGCAGCCACCUUCACAGUGCUACGCGCCGCAGCCGCAGUACCAGUACUAG
Leishmania major strain Friedlin is the source of this 804-nucleotide messenger RNA. RefSeq lists its product as hypothetical. NCBI's taxonomy places the organism in Eukaryota, Euglenozoa, Kinetoplastea, Trypanosomatida, Trypanosomatidae. The record is from RefSeq and is a predicted model, not a curated record. The transcript has a single exon. Bases 1 to 804 code for a protein of 267 amino acids.